Messenger RNA from Racocetra fulgida, 576 nucleotides. NCBI's taxonomy places the organism in Eukaryota, Fungi, Glomeromycota, Glomeromycetes, Diversisporales, Gigasporaceae. The record is from the annotation of a GenBank genome assembly.
AAUCUUGAGGCUGCUGAAGCUCGACGUAAAAUAUCGAUAGAAUGUUUAAAGGAUAUGAUAAAAUGGUUGGAAGAUGGUGGCCAAGUUGGCAUCUUGGAUGCUAGUAAUACGACCGAAGAGAGGCGUAGAGAAUUAUGUAACAUCUUAACUGAUGAAGAAAUUCAUGUGAGUGAAUCGUUAAACGAAUUGUCUCAAAGAGCCGACGCAGAAUUAAGUCCAGAGGGUAUACGUUAUGCGCAUAAUUUAAAAAAUUUCUUGUUGACUUUGAGAGAGAAAGAAAAAAAACAACGAAUAGAGGAUGGAUGGGGUGAUGAAGACGAAAGAACACUGACUAUAUGGACGUCGCCACGUCGUCGUUCAUACCAAACUGCGAAACCUUUUGAAGAUGAAGGUUACAUUGUGAAACAACGGACAUCAAUAGCGGAACUGAAUCUUGGGGAAAUAGAUGGAUUAACUGUUGAUGAAAUAAAGUCUAUAAUUCUUGAACUUGAACAUGAGAAAAAUGAUGUCUUAAUCAUUGCUCAUGAAACGGUAUUGAAAUGCUUGUAUGCGUAUUUGUUUGACCAACCGGAAGAU